GGGUGAGGUGGGCGUUUCCGUGUUUGUCCUACACUCAUACAAGGACUGAGUAACGAGAGGGCGAUCAAUCACCAUCCGUCAACAUUGGCAAUCAUCUAUCCCGAGUGCGGCACCUGAAGCUAAACUAACCCGCGCUUACUGCUGGAGAUGGGCUUCUAUGUGUUCCGCCAGUAGGCCUGCCUCAACGGUGGGACCAUCGCAACGCGUCCAGGCCUCAGGAUCCGCCUGGUCGGCCGUUCUCCUCGGGACCCGUUCCCCGCUCCUCGGGUCACAUCCCCCGCUCCUCGGGACCCAGUCUGUGCUCCUCGAGACCCAUUCCCAUUGCUCGGGACCCGUUCCCCGCUCCUCGGACACGUUCCCCGCUCCUCGGGACCCUGUCCGCUCACUUCCAGGACCCGGCACCCGGCACCCGGUCCACUCUUCUUGGGACCCGGUCCGCUCACCUCCCCGGCCGCUACGCAGCUAAACUUCGUGUGGAUGUUUAGUGACUCUGGAUCUUUGUGGUUUGGUUGCAAAGGGAAAUAAAAACAUUCAAAAAUCGGACGCAAGGAACUCUCAGGACCUCCACUCCCGGGCCCAUCGAGCCUCUGACCCGCAGCUUGUGCUCCGGUCCCGGUCCCUGUCCCAGUGCGAGAAUGAUGUCAUACCUCAAACAGGCACCUUACGGCAUGAACGGCCUGGGGCUCAGCGGGGCGGCCAUGGACCUGCUGCACCCGUCCGUCGGCUAUCCCGGGAACCCGAGGAAGCAGCGGCGGGAGCGGACCACCUUCACUCGCACGCAGCUCGACAUCCUGGAGUCGCUGUUCGGGAAGACGCGCUACCCGGACAUCUUCAUGAGGGAGGAGGUGGCGCUGAAGAUCAACUUGCCCGAGUCCCGUGUACAGGUGUGGUUUAAGAACCGCAGGGCCAAGUGCCGGCAGCAGCAGCAGCAGAGCGGCAGCGCCAAGGCGCGGCCCUUGAAGAAGAAGUCCUCCCCAGCGCGGGACAGCACGGGCUCGGAGAGCAGUGGCCAGUUCACCCCUCCGGCCGUCUCCUCCUCCUCCUCCUCCUCCUCCUCCGGCCACGCCCCCAAUGCCUCCGGCGCCACCGGCCUGGCCUCCGCCUCCGUGGCCACCCCGGUGUCGUCCAUCUGGAGCCCCGCCCCCAUCUCCCCGGCCCCGGCCCCGCCCGCCCUGUCCGAUGCCGCCGGCCCCCCCACCUCCUGCAUGCAGCGCUCAGGCCCAGCCCCCACCUCGGGCGGAGUUUCCGCCCCCUCCUACCCCGCGUCCUACGGCCAGAGCGGCACGGCGGCGGCGUACGGCCAGGGCUACUCCGCUGCCGCCGCCGGGCCCACCUCCUACUUCGGGGGGGUUGAGUGUGGCUCCUACCUGGCGCCAAUGCACCACCACCCCCACCAGCACCCCACCCACCACCCCGCGCACCAGCUCAGCCCCCUGGCCAGCGCCUCCAUGUCCGGCCACGCCCAUCACAUCACACACGCCUCAGGGCACCCGCACCACCACCACCCCCACCACCACCACCCGCAUCACCCGUCCCCCCACCACCCGCACCACCCGCACCACCACCAGGGCUACAGCGGGCCUGGCCUCGCCUUCAACUCCACAGACUGUCUGGACUACAAGGAGCCCGGCACGGCCGCCUGGAAGCUGAGUUUCAACAACACGGCAGACUGCCUGGACUACAAGGACCAGGCCUCCUGGCGCUUCCAGGUCUUGUGACCGCUGCCCCUGCUUCCGCUUUCAAAGAAGUAUUCCUUUUUUUUGGUUGCUGUCUCUUUUCAUGUUGGAAGAUAUUUUAAAGCAAUAGUAGAGACGUUGAGGUGUUUUAGGUUGGUGUGUUGAGGCCCAGGUGUAGGCCCAAGGGUGUCUUUUUCAGCGGGGGACAUCGGAUACCGGGAGAUCCACCUCCGCCAGGAUUAUUUUUCUACUCAGAGACUCGUCAAGAAAAUGAACGAUCCACAGUUUUUAAAGCCUUUACCGUAUUCACUCGUCAAAGCACCGGAGAACACUUGAUAUUUUGGAAUUAGGAUUCUAUCGGAAAACGUGGGACAUUUGAGGGGUUCUUUCUCACAGAAAAAUCGUUCCCUACAGAAACUAUAGAAAUAAUCUGUUAAAAAACAUUGAUGCUGCUAUAAUUUUCAGUUUGCUAAUAUUCAUUUAUAUCUAAUUCAACUUGAAACUUUUUCAGAAAUUCCUUUUCCAGCCUAAGGUGUUGUAUUUUGGAGAUUGAAUUGCAGCACUUGUUUAUAAGGACAAAGAUUUUGCUAAUGAUCUUAAUGAAAAAAUGUGAACUAGACACAAGAUGUCAGUAUUCCAUGAUACAUUAAAAUGUACAUUUGUGUCUUUUUAAUAAAAUGUUGUUAA
Molecule: messenger RNA, 2363 nt
Organism: Gadus morhua (Atlantic cod)
Lineage: Eukaryota; Metazoa; Chordata; Actinopteri; Gadiformes; Gadidae
Product: homeobox protein OTX1 B
Exons: 4
Coding region: 636-1718 (360 amino acids)
Biological process (GO): multicellular organism development; regulation of transcription by RNA polymerase II
Cellular component (GO): nucleus
Molecular function (GO): DNA-binding transcription factor activity, RNA polymerase II-specific; RNA polymerase II cis-regulatory region sequence-specific DNA binding
Source: RefSeq, a predicted model, not a curated record